Molecule: messenger RNA, 1032 nt
Organism: Punica granatum (pomegranate)
Lineage: Eukaryota; Viridiplantae; Streptophyta; Magnoliopsida; Myrtales; Lythraceae
Source: RefSeq, a predicted model, not a curated record
CCAUCUUCUUCCGCAGAUCUGCGAGCUGAGGAUUCAAGGCGAGAGCACAAAUCCGCAGAGGGAAUUCUGUUCGACGAAAUUCAUCUUCCUCCCAGCGAGAGAUCGUUUGUUGCCGAGAGAAUUCUUCUAUUCGAGGCGGUUUCGUCCUCUGAAUAGCCCCUAUCGGCUGCCGCGUCUCGUGAAAUGGAUCCGAACCAGCCUGUACAGGAAAACUAUGCCAACCCGAAGACAUGUUUCUUUCACAUCCUGUUUAAGGCUGCGGGGCUGGCAUUUUACAUACUAUCAGCCCUUUUCAUUGAUAACUUUGUUAUCAUUUUUGUGGUGACUGUUCUUCUCGCUGCUCUUGAUUUCUGGGUCGUCAAGAAUGUGAGUGGGCGUAUACUGGUGGGUUUGAGGUGGUGGAAUGAGAUAAAUGACCUCGGUGAGAGUGUCUGGAGAUUUGAGUGCCUUGACCAAGAGUCAUUGGCCCGGAUGAACAAGAAGGAUUCUUGGCUAUUCUGGUGGACUCUUUACCUUACGGCGGCUGCAUGGACUGUGCUCGGAAUAUUUUCCCUCAUAAGGUUUCAAGCCGAUUAUCUCCUCGUUGUUGGAGUGUGCUUGACCCUCAGCGUUGCAAAUAUAGUUGGCUUUACAAAAUGCAAGAAAGAUGCCAAGAAGCAGAUUCAGGCAUUCGCCCAGCAGACAAUCGCAUCCCGGGUUUCUUCCACAAUACAAUCAGCAUUCAGUGUGGUAUGAAAUGCUUAUACACAAACAGCAUUGGACGAGAACCGCGCUUACUGAGAACUGUCGAGAGUUGGUGCCAAAUAUGUAAAUGAUUUUCCCAGUGGGUAGUUUACUGCAUUUUAAUGGAAAGAGAAGGACGAGUACUUGCUGUAUCGAACAUCAGUUAGGAGUUAUACAGCUAUUUGUAUCACCUCUUUUUUUUUUUUUCUCAAAUGUAUUUCCCAUGGUCUUGGUAAUGAAUACUGGGAAAUUUUACUGAUGGAUCUCCAUUGUUUUGUUACAUGCCAAUCUGAUUUGGUUUGCUGAUCA